Molecule: messenger RNA, 7527 nt
Organism: Eupeodes corollae
Lineage: Eukaryota; Metazoa; Arthropoda; Insecta; Diptera; Syrphidae
Gene: Pak3
Product: serine/threonine-protein kinase PAK 2
Exons: 2
Coding region: 716-2398 (560 amino acids)
Biological process (GO): regulation of MAPK cascade; protein phosphorylation; regulation of axonogenesis
Cellular component (GO): cytoplasm
Molecular function (GO): ATP binding; protein serine/threonine kinase activity
Source: RefSeq, a predicted model, not a curated record
AAGAAUAAUUAAUCGUUUUGAGUAAGUUACCCGUGAACGUUGUCGCUGUCUCGUCGCGCGUUUAGAUUUUUGUUUUAAUUUUAAAUCCGUGUCGUAUUUAAUAUAAAAAUUAUUAUUUCCAUUCCCUUGAAUAUAUAGCAUUUUCAUUUUGAAAUUAAAUAGUAAAUUGUUAUCAAGAUAAAAUUUCCAUAAAAUUCUUUUGAUAACAAAACAUCAAGUGCCACUCCUAUAUCAAAAGAAAAAAACAACAGGAAUAACUUCUCUGUGUCUCCUUCCUUACAUUUUCCUUUAUUCUUUCUCUUUGUGAGCAAAAAUCAAAAAGAAAAAACAAAAAUAAAAAGAAGAAAACCAGUUUAAGUGCUGAAAGUGAAAGUUAAUAAUAAAUUUUUAAUUUUAAGUGAGAUUUUGAAAUUUACACAAAAACAAAAUAUUUUACUGCAUAAAUUGAUAAAACGUAGAAUUUAUCAACAAAAAGAAAAUCACCAACGACAGUGUAAAAAGAUCCUCCCGCAAACGAGAACAAAAGAGAGAACAACACAACACUAGACUUGACAUUUCCAAAAAGAACUCGAACUCGAUCACAGAGAAGAGUUGAGAGAAAAUUUGCGAUGAUUCACUCGCUUAAUUGAAUAUAUUCUUGAAAAAACAACAAAUUCUUUCUAAGUGACUCGCGCACUGUUGUCGAUUGUUGCUGCAACGAAAUCCAUAAUUUAUAAUGCAUUCCAUCAAACGUUGGCUGAAGCCCAACAAGGAGCAAAUAUCACAAAUUGGUGCCCCGACCGACUUUCAGCGUCAUGUUCAUGUGUCGCUGAAUAAAUUGACGGGUGAUCUAGAGGGCUUGCCGACGCCAUGGCUGCGCCUGAUGAACGAUCAAAUCACACAGGACGAACAAAAGAAAGACCCCGAGGCGGCUUAUCAGGCUGUCAAGUUUUACAAUUACUCCAUAAAGAAGAAGGAGCAAGCCGACGUGUUUAAGCCCUUUAUCACCGAACAAGCCAUCCACGAAGAAUCGAAGGAAAUCGAGAACUAUGUUAAUUUCAAGAAUGCGCACAAAUCGCAGGAUAGCUUAGGUGAUUCGCUAGAAUCGUUUGAGACGAGUAGUGAAGAGAGCGGCAGUAGCAAUACCAGUAGUAACGCAUCCAUCCUCAAUGAACAGCUUAAGACAAUUACGACGACGACGACAAAGAAAUCUCCCGCCAAAUCACCGAUCAAGUGUGUGCCACUGUCUCCACCGUCCUCACCUCCACCUCUGCCAGCUAAGAAGAGCAUGACCCUGCCGUCGAUGAAGCCAGAGAUAAAGCCAAAGCCCAGAAUAACCCACAGCAAUAAGAAACUUCAGAAGGGAGUCGAAGAUUUGCGACUGAUCUCCUCUGGGUUGGCCAAUUCACACAUCAACACCGAUACGAUUAUUAUUAAGGCUGCCGAGGAGAAUGCUAACCUUGACGACGCGCCCGUAGAUGAGAGCAUUCUACGCCGGUCGAAGGAAAAGCGUGAACAGAAAUGCGAUGCCGAAAUUUAUGCUGAACUGAGGCAGAUCUGCAAUCUGAACAAUCCACGCGAUCGAUACAAGACGACCCUUGAGGUGGGCAAAGGUGCCUCCGGAGUUGUGUUCAUUGCAGCCGACAACAUGUCCGACCAACAGGUAGCUGUGAAGACCAUCGACAUGAAGAACCAGUCCUCAAAGGAGCUGAUUCUGACUGAAAUCCGAGUCUUGAAGGACUUCAACCAUCGGAAUCUGGUUAACUUCCUAGAUGCUUACCUCCUGGAACCAGAGGACCAGUUGUGGGUGAUCAUGGAAUAUAUGGAUGGUGGUCCUCUGACCGAUGUUGUAACAGAAACUGUUAUGAAGGAGCGGCAGAUUGCGUGCGUGUGUCGUGAGGUGUUGCAUGCCAUAAGCUUCCUGCACUCGAAGGGAAUUAUCCAUCGGGAUAUUAAAUCGGAUAACGUGCUAUUGGGUAUGGACGGAGCGGUCAAAGUAACCGACUUUGGCUUCUGUGCCAAUAUUGAGGGCGAUGAGAAACGGCAGACUAUGGUUGGCACACCCUACUGGAUGGCUCCAGAAGUGGUGACUCGCAAGAAGUACGGCAAGAAGGUAGACAUCUGGUCGAUUGGGAUUAUGGCAAUAGAAAUGAUCGAAGGUCAGCCACCCUAUUUGUAUGAGACUCCUCUUCGUGCUUUGUAUUUGAUUGCUGCAAAUGGUCGGCCGGAUGUAAAGAGCUGGGACAAACUGACACCAAACUUGCAGAAUUUCCUCGAUCGGUGUUUGCAGGUGGAAGUCGAUAAGAGGGCGACGGCCGAUGAGCUUUUGAGUCAUCCAUUUUUGGAUGAUUGUUGUGAAUCGCGGGCUUUGGUGCCAAAUAUAAAAGCGGCUAAAAGGGUUUUGAGAAGGGUGUGUUAAGUCGUGUGAGACCCCGACAACUAUAAGUGCAUUUUUUUUUAAAAGUUGUAGUUGAUGAUUUUUAUGAAAGAAACAAAAAAAAAAUACUAAAAGUAAUUAGAUUAAAAUACAGGGUGCUGUUGAGUGGCGAAAUAUCAAAUAACGUUUACAGAAGUUUAAACAAACACAAAAAGAAGCAAAUAACGAAUUUUUAUGAAUACUUUUUAAUCUUGUUCAUCCACAUUCUUCUUGUGAUUUCAAUUUAAUGAGGUCAUUUAAGCAAAAGGAUCAAAGAUUUCCUAUGACGAAAAAUAAAAUUACCAAAAUCUUCAAUAUGUAACAACUAUACAUAACUAUAUUUAAACAAAAGCAAACCAAUAACAACAAAAACAACAACAACGAUUUCUACAUUUUUAAUUGUUUUACAACAAAACAAAUAAAUCGCAGAGAACAAUCACAUCAAAUCGCACAAUGGAUUUUUCUAAAACAAAAAAUUAAUAACUAUAAAACAAAAAGAAACACAUCGUAGAUAUUUUUGUAUAAAACAAAUAUUUAUACAACAUAAACAAAGUAAAACUCAAUAAGGAGGUUAAUUAAUUUUAAAAGUGCCAUUAGGUUAAUUUUUGUGUCCCUAGUAAAAUGUUUCUUUUUUUCCCUACUUUUUCUUAAACAAAAAAAAAACAUCAUAUGAAAACGAAUGCGUUCUUUUCUAUUUUUAGUUAACUAAAUAUUUUCAUGAAACACGAAAACAAAAAAAGAAAGGAAGCUGUUAAUUUAUUGUAUUAUCUUAUUAUAAUGUCUUCCACAACAACUAAAAAUGAAAUGAAAAGACAAAAGAAAAACAAUAACAAAAAUUAUCACAACGAAUUAUUAUGAUAUUGUGGUUGAGGUCUAAAACAGCCAGCGGAGGGCUUUAAUUUUUAGAAAUUGCAUCUGCAAGAAGGAAAAUUCUUCCAUUUUUUUUUCAAUCUUCUUUAUUGACAUACAAAGCAUUUAAAAAUGAUAUCUUAUCAUUGCCAGCAUAAAUCUUGACGGAUUCUUUUUCCACAUUGAAAUUUUAAAAAGUUAAAAGUCAGUCCCAAUUUCAAUCAAUCAUUCCUUCAGUGAAGCAUUUUUCGAAUGUGUUUUUCAGUUUUCUCUAUUUGCUUUCCAUUUCUUUCCUUUCUUCAUUUCUUUGAAUAGAGAGUGCAUGUCCGUAUUGGAAAACCCUCUUCUUUUAGAAGAAGAUUGAAAUAUGGGCGGAUAAACUCUAGGGGGAUUACUUAACAUAUAAACCCUAAGAUUAAUGCCGGAAUAUAAUUUCGUUCAUGUAAAGCAAUUCCUUCCUCUUAAUUGAUUAGUCAGUUCUUGAUGGAAUUCAAAUGGGAAAUUAUUAGAAAAAUAAGGAGAAAAGAAAUAAGAUUGAAACAAUGUUUGAUAUUAAAUUUAAGGUUACAUUAUUAUGAUUUUCCUGUUAGCACUUAAAGUAUUUUUGUUUGCAUUUUGUUGAGGAAUGACAUUCAUAGAACAAAUUUAGGAGAAUUUGUGUUGUUUUUGACUUUGUUUAUUAGUAGUCACAUUCACAUGUUAAAAUAAUAAUAAAAUUGAAAUAUUAAACAGCUAGAGAGGAAGAUAUAAAUAAACAGAAUUGGACAUUUUAGUUUGUCUGUUAGAACUUUCGUAUGCAGUAAAAACAUCGUAAGCAAUAUUAUUUCCGUUUACUUUAGACAUGCACAUUUAUCAGAUUAUUUUUAAAAGAAUAAUCCAUUUCUUGCAAUAUUAUCUAGAAAAAUAAACUUACAACUUUGUAUGCUGCUUAGGCUAAAUUUAAUUCGUCGGUAGUCUUCUAACCGACAAUAAACUUUUGAAAACACCAGGGGUGGAAUCAGCUAAGGUCAUUGUUGAUGACAAUCAAAAUGAAAGAAUUUGAUCUAAGUAAAGUGAUAGUCAAAUUGAUACCUAAAAAGCUGUCACAAAAAAAAGUGAUAGUCAUUUUUAAACAAAUAUGCUUAUUCCGAAUAGUGCUACAAGACACUUACACAAACGACUGGAAAAUGUUUUUAGUUCACUUUGUUUCUUUAAAAAACACACUCAUGUGACCGAAAAAGCUUACCACAUUCGAAAAAAGCAAAAAAAGUAAGAAUUUUAUAAAAAAUCAGCCAAUUUGAAACCUUUAUUUAGAUAUUUUAUAAGAAUCAAUUUAAAAUUUCAUCAGGGCAACAACGAAAUUUGACAAUUUAAAUCGGAAAUUGUUCAAUCGAACUAAAUUUAGUUGAAUCAUCUUACACAGAUAGUCAACUAUCAGCUUAGCCAAUUCCACCCCAGUCGUAACAAUGAAAUCUUUCAGUAACUUAUGAAAGAUUGAAAAACGGGAUGAAUUAAAAAUUUUUAAUUCUGUGUCGAAUAAGCUCUUCGUUUUUCGAAAAUUUACCGAAAAUCAAAAUGCAGGACUAAAUAUGUGUUUUAAGUCUUAAUAAGAGAAAGCCUCAUAAUGGGCAGGUUCAGACAACAUUAGGUACUUCAUUUGCAGUCAACUGCUUUCUUUGAACGUUUAUUUCGACCAAGGCAACUAGUUACUUGGUAACGUGUCAUAAACUUCAAAUUCGGAACUUUACUUUACCAACCUCUACUUUCAGUUGAUCGUUUAAAAACUACUAAAUACAUAAUUGUCUACAAAAAACUUCUCAGCCAAACUACAUGUCAAUUUCGACUUGUAUUUUGUAUUUUUAAUAAAUAUUAUUUAUUCCUUUACCAACUUAAAAAGGAAACCCUUGACAUAAAUAAAAAAUAGAAUUAAUAAAUCACAGAAUAAAAAUGUUCAGGGGUAGAAUCGGAUAAGGUGAUAGUUGACUAUCAAAUUUUUAAAAGUCACAUUGACUAUCACCGAGUUUCCCGUCCGUAUAAGUUGAUUCAAUUCAAUUCGAUUCAACAAUUUCAGAAUAUAAUUGUCACAAUUCAUUGUUGCUAUGGUGAAAUUUUUAAAAGAUAAAGUAUCUAAAUAAAAUUGUCUGUGUUUUAAUAACAUUCUCUCUUUUCUUAUGCUUUUCGAAUGUCGUAAGCUUUGUCCGUCACAAGAAUGUGUUUUUGUACCUAAAAAAGGUAACUGACACUUUUCCAUUCGUUUUAUGUAAGCGUCUGGUAGCUCUACUCAGAAACGACAUGUUUGUAGGAAAAUAACUAUCAAAUUUUUGCUAGUGACAGCAUUUUAGGUAACAAUUUGACUAUCACCUUGCACAGAUUAAAUUCUAUUAUUUUGACUGUCAACUCUCAACAAUCACCUUAGCCGAUUCCACCCCAGCUUUAGUUGAAAGAAAAAAUAUGACUAGCUUGCAAUAUGACAUAAGUGGAAUUGACUAGAUAGUUAGGGAGAUUUUUCUUUACAAAUUUUCUAAAGUUACCUUAAUUGGAAGGCAAUUUUUUGGCAGCUGGCCAAUCAGAUGCUAGAAACUUCCCUUACUUUCAAGUUCCUUAUGUCGUCUAAACCUGCCCAAUGUUCCUCGGGAAUAGUUAAAACUAGCUUCUCACCAUAUUUAUUCACGUGAUCUUUUUGUCCUUUCAGUUCUUACAUCCUAAGACUCUCGUUUCUGAUUCUCUUUAAAACGCAAAGUCAAACCUCACAACUUUGACACAUUUCCUUUAUAAAUAAAUCAUAUCAAUGGCCUUACUUUUUAAAUUUUACAGAAAAUAUCAGUCCUUUCUUCUUCGUAGACUAAAUCAUUAUCAGAAAUGCAUUUAAUACUUCAGUAAAGGAACAUUCCUAUCUAUUUAUGUUUUUAAUACUUUAACCAACUACAAACAUUCCUAAUUCAAAAAAAAAAUUGUAAUAUUGAAAUUCCUUUUUCCCAUUAAAUCAUUAAAUAUCAUUGCUCAACUGGUUCGAACCUCAACAUAAUAUAUCAAAACUUAAAACUUGUACUCCAAUGUGCACUGAAAAUAAUAAAACUUUAUCUAUAUCGGCUGUCAAUUAAACUAAAUUCUAUUAAUUCUAAUAUGUAUGGUUGUACUCAUUUUUAAAAAACGCUUCCGUUCAGAGCAUACAAAACUGAUAUACAUACUUAUCUUAAAACUGCUAAACAUUAUAAAAACACAAAUACAAUAUAGUAAAAUAUUAACGAGCAAAAUCAAUUAAAUACCCUGUAAAAAAUGAUUUUAUAGCAUUUUUAAUUUUUAUUUUUAAAAGUAAAAGAAAGAAAAUAAAAUAAAAUAAAAUGCAAACCUUAAACUAAACGAUACAACAUACUAUAUCUUAAGCACAAUAUACAACGCAAUUUUUUCUUUCUAUUCUAUACAAAAGAAAGUAAAACAAUUUUUGUAAUGAUUUUAAAUAUUUUUUACUUAUAACAAUAAAUAAAUUGAUAUUUAAAAAUAUAAAUAACAUAGAAAAAAAAAGUAGAAACAAAAAAAACAAGAAUAGCCAAGAUUAUACUUUUUGUAUUUUUACACUAAAAAUAUAAUAAUAUAAUUAAUCAUUCAAUUGUACAUAAAUAAGUAUAAAAAGAUAAAUAUUGAACAAGAAAAAAUACAUCAAAUUCCCAUUAGUCAUAUUAAAAUCUUUGUGUUUUUGUAUUUGUUUAAAUAAUUUAACUUAAUAAUCAGAACUAAUAAUCACAUAAAUAAUAAACAAUAUUUCAUAAAUGAAAAUAUUCAACUACAACUGUCUGAGAAAAACAAAAAACAAGUAUACAUAAAAAUAUCAAAUAUAAAUUAAAUAUUUUAAUUGUUUAUUUUGUUUCGUUGAAAAAUAAAUCAAAAAAAAGAACUAUUUACUAUUUUUAGUUUUUGUUAACUGUAAGUGUUUUGUUGUCUAUAUUUAAGAACGACUUGUGUGUCUUAAAUGUUUUUGUAAUUUAGUACUUUCCCCAUCUAUCUAAACAAAAUAUUAUUAUAUUAUUAUUAUUAUACAUAUGUAAUUGUAAAUUUUAUUGUAUUAUUUUCUCGCUUUAGGUUAUAGUUUAUAUACAUUCUAUGGUAAACAUGAACAUGAAAAUCAUAAGAUUAAAAAAUAAAAACAAUAAUAGCAUUAUAUUCACCAGGCCAAUGUGCAUUUGGGUAAUAAGAAAAAGGACAUGUUUACCGUAUUAUUUUACUAUAAAUUGAUAUUUUAUUUUUCAAUCGAAAUUUCUCUCAAGGGAGAAAAAAUAAUAAAAUAUACAUUUUUUGUAAACAAAAUA